GUGAAUGGAACGCGGUGUGCCGCACGUCCUCGCGUAGUACGACGCUCCGCGGGCACUGCGCGCCACCAAUGGCCAGCGAGUACGGGGUAUCACGUGACGCGCGUACUGAGCCAGCCAGCAGAACAUUGCAAAUGACAAGACGCGUAGGGCAUUGUCGUCGCGCCGCCGCCGCCGUCGUCGCCGCUGCUGCCGCCGCCGCCGCCGCCGCCGUCACCGCCGCCGCUGCCGCCGUCGUCGACCUCGCUGAGUGAAUCCUUCCGGUAGUCGGUGAAAAUCCCGUCGGUGGUCGCGUUCAGUGAGUCCUCCGCGUCGAGGCGCCGGACGGGCGUCCUCCCGAUAGUCGUGGUCGUUAGUCUGUGCGCGCGCGACUUCGUCGGUGCUCCCGCGCCCUGAGAGAAAGCCGCUUUUUUUGGCAAGAGGAAGCCGCCAGGUGCGCGCGUCCGCUCCGUGGAGCUGCGAAUCGCUCGCCGGCGCCGCUCGCACGCCGCGUGAGGGAAAGAGAGAGAGAGGAAGAUGUCGAGCUCGCAGCGUAUGCGAAAAUCCUCGCCAUGCUCGAAGCAGGGCCCGAUGCGCGCUACCCUGCCCGUAAGCUCGCUCUUGAGGCAGAGCCGGCAGGGCAGCAGUCUACGAAAAAGCAACAGCAACAGUCCCACCGUCUCGCCGACGAACGCGGCGGCCUGGCGGGCACGCAUCUCGCCGGAGACGUCGUCUUCCUCGGGACAGCGGAGCCCCGGGUCCCUGUCCUAUAAAGCCAAAUCAAAAACGUUGAGCGGCCGCUGCAGCGAUAGCUUGAGCGGAAGCCAAAGCAUUCGACGAACAGCGUCGCUGGAUACCAUCUACUUGAAGGGACAGUGGCCGCGUGACUCUUAUUAUCUGCAUUCCAGUCUUCUGGUAGAUAAGUCCACUCAGACGGAAGAAUGGCCCAACGAGCCGAGAAAGAUGCACACUCGUCACCCCACAGACCAAACAACCACAGAUGAGAAAUUGGAAAAGUACUUCAGGCAUCGAUUACAACGUACAAACAAAGAGGGUACCAGCAGUAGAGAACGGACAGCGGCGUUUGGGUUAAUCAUGCCAGGUGGUCCCCCGCCCGCACUUCCCGGAGAUCAUUCAGUACUUUUGCCCAGUAUUGCAUCACAAACAUCCAUGCACAAUCAAUUUAGUUUGAGUACAAAAGCGAGCCCCAUGAAUAUCCCGAUGAAACCGAUGAGGCCUCCAAUGCGUUCGUCCAUCGAAGGACUUAAUCAAGAAAUUGAAGGACUUGUGCUCAAAACCAAUACUAGCGACGCAGAUCAUCCAGUAGAAGACAAGUAUGCACGAUAUCGUGAACAAAUCACACCCGAAGGACAUCGCGCUCCUUUAGCAGAUCUAUUACGGGCCACUCGGAGUGUUAACACACAAACGCCGGCUACCGACCUUCCCUCCAGUUCUUAUUCUUCAGGCCCUCCAUCUAGGAAUUCUGAGUCUCCGCUGAUUCCUGGUCUUAUGGAUGCAUCCCGUCCGCCUAGCGAUCUCUUACAAGGCGGAAGUCGCGGUUCAACGCCUGAACAAGACAGAGAAGGACGUCUCGGCACCUCCCCUCACAUUAACAGGUUCCUCGCGAGGGAACCACCUGAUGGCUGUGAGAAAGUCAACCUCAAAUUCGUGGAAGAAGCGAGGCGGCCCAAAGAUUUGAGCAAACUAGACUAUUGCCCAAAGCCGUGCGUACCAUUCCAAUUGAAACCUAGCUUGGGAUCAGCGUUCCUGCCAUUGCAACAGCCGGCCAGUCCGACGAUGGUCGCGAGUGUAUCACCCUCCGCGCAUACAACACCGACCACACCUCCUCCAAAUCCAUAGUCCCACUCUUUACCUUGCGGUGUUACACCUAUAAGCCCGAUUAGUAGACAUACACACAUAUAUGUAUACAUAUAUAUAUAAUACACAUAUAUAUAUAAAUAUGUAUAUGUAUAUGUACAUAUAUAUACACAUAUAUAUAUUUUUUUUUAACGACCAUGUGGGUAGAAAGUGAUUUACUUCGACAUAAAAGGCAGAUAUACACCGAUGUAAGGAAAAGUUACCGAACAAAGAGGAGAAAAAGAACAGCCUGUUCCCAGUGCGCCCCAGCAAUCGCGCUGCGGGCAUCGUGGAUUGUGUAAUUAAAAAAGUUGCGAUUGCAUUGAUAUAAGAAAAUAAAAGAAAAGAAAGAAAAAAGUAUUGGAAGGCAUCUGAGCUCCGUUAUAAUGUUCGAAACAAUAAUAAAUACAAGGAACAAUAAUUUGUGAUAACUAAAGAAAAAAAAACAAAAAGAUAACAAACGACAACGUUUAGGAAUGAACAUUGUGUUCUACAGGGAAAAAGACUAAUGAAAUUGUGUAUUCUAAAUUUAGUGCUAAAGUGUGCUAAACGACUUUAGUUUUGUAUACACGGAUAAAUAUUCAAGAUGACAAAAAAAAGUAUUAAAUUUGAUUGUUGGAAUAAACGAAAUUAUACGGAUACAAAGGAAAAGAGCAUGUGUGCACGGUAUAUAUGUAUACAUAUGUAUAUACAUGUGUACACAUAUAUACGCAUAUGUAUAUACAUCGCUGCCCGUCUAUGGUGUUUUCAUUAAAUCUCUAUCGUUUGAAGUAAUUCAAUUAAAUAAUGACUGAGAGGGAAAGAAAGAGAGAGAAAAAGAGAGAGAGGUGGAUCAUUUGUUAGAAUUUGUAUCGUUUUGUAUUAUUACUUGUACGCUAAAAAUAUUCUCAAACUAUUAUUGUACGAAGAGCUAGAAAAUUAUCGUAUCCCUAUGCAUUCUUGUCUCACGGAAAUGGUCUCAUAAGAACGUUACUUUUGAUGUGAGAUGUGUGGUUUGUUAUGAAUUUCGAUCUGGUAUUGUAUGCACGAAUAUGUUUGUAGAUUUAUUCUUAAUCGAGAGAAUAGGAAGGGAGCGGAUAAAUUUAUCUUUAAUUUAAAAUUAAAUCAAAAUUUCAACAUUUCUUGAAGCACGCAUUACAUUCACGAGUAAUAACACGUUCUUGUCGUUCUUCCAUUUUGCGUCGGCGACGAAAGCAUAGAGCUGCGAUAUAUUUUUGGUUCUUCUUAUGUUAUGUUAGAUUAUAAUCUGAAUAUGUACAACCAACACAACAUGCAGUGACAGGUUGACGAAUGUAUGACAGAAUGAGCCCAACGACACAAGAUUGAUAUGUAUUGAGUACAGAAACGAUGAGUGAUAAUAUUAAAUAUUGAUUGAAGUGACGCGAUAUGUGCUUUUGCCAGUGUGGUAUCAGAUGUGCAUAAAAAACGGCUCCCUAAUUUGGCGCGGAAUACAGGUGUGCGUGUUUUUUUUUUUUUUUUUUUUGUAUAUACGCGGAUAAUUAUUUCGAAAAAAUAUAUAAUCUGCGUCUUAUGCAAGCGACAGUAUGCAUGUGUUGUAAUGUCAGAAUCCUGAUAUUAAGCCAUCCACGAAUAACUUUGGUAGCGAACGACAAACAUAGCAUACAUACACGUAAAAUAUUCGCUCAAGCGCAGGAUGGUUAUCAAUUUCUAAAAACGAAAUUUGCAUUACGUUAGAUUAUUUGGAGAAUAAUUAGCUUGGAGAAGGAGAAAGAGAGAGAGAAGGAAUGAGAUAUGAAAAGAGCGUGUCGCUUCAAUUUUUACCGAAGAUACUUAUCGCGAUAUUAAUUACCGAAGAUCUUAAAGGAGAUUAUUAAAGUAUGAAUGUGAGAAAGAGAAAAUAUGAGGGAGAGCAAAUGGAAGAAAAUUGAAAGUUAUUCGUGCGAUGGGUUAACUUAUUAUUUAGUAUACGCAGAUACAUAGCCCACUCAAGAAGUUCAAUUUAUUUUUUGCUUUUUAAUACGAAACGUUUUGCAAACGGUUUUUAUAAUUACAGUCUGAGGAAAAAGAAAAUAAGAAUCUUGAUAUAGAAUGUAAAGUCGAAAGCGGAAGAAAGCGAUUUUUUAAAUACAAUAGUAAUAUACUUUCUAAUAAUAUAAUGUAUAUCUAGCUACGCGCGCGCGCGACAGUGAAGAAAAAAAAGAAGAGAGGAAGAGGAUGAAAGGAUGAAGGAAAAGAAGAGAGAUUAAGAAAAAUAAGAAGAAGAAGAAAAGAUGAGGAAGAAGAAGAAAAAAAGAAUGUUAACACAUAAGUACCUGGCACACUGGUCUAUGCUCUCUCUUAUCCAGCUCACUAGGAAGUUCAUGCCUUAGAAUGCGUGGUAAGGUGUGCUACAUAGACAGGAAGGUUAAUCAGAGGGUCAGGAUACACGCAAAACGCACUGGCUAGUUAAAGUGUACACAAUACAAAGAUACUGUAGUAUUUACUAGCUUAAGAGAACCUCGUUUUUAUUUAUUUUGCUACAGAUCUAUAAACGACACCUCGUAAAUACCACCUUGUCGCAUCGAUACUUCAGUGUGAACGUAAAGCAGCUUCGAAAGAAAAAACGAAAAAAAAGAUAACGUAUUCAAUCACACACGUAAUUCUGUCUUCGUGCUUUGCACUUUCACGGAGGAUUUUCCGUUUUAACGCGAAUGAAACGAAAGAACAGGUUCCCGUAUUUUCAACAAUGAGUAGUGGUUGGGAAAAGGAAAACAAGCAAGAAAAUGAAAAAAAAGAGGAUAAUUUCAGCGAAUACGCGCUAGCCUCGUUACUUUUCACCGCACUCUCUCAAAGGCUCCACUUUUUAACCUUCGUGUACUUGCAUAAUGUGUUAUCAUUAUUGUUAGCUUUUGUUGUCAAUCUCGUGAAACGGAGUUAAUGCGUUUAAAGACUGCUGAAACUCAAAGAGAUCGCCUGUCAUUCGUAUAUACCUGAAGAAAGACCUAAAGUCAAAUAAAAUUAGGCUCAAAUCACACCGCGAUUAUUACCUAUGUAGGUAUACUCUCUUUGUAAUUCAUUACUAAGUAAUCUCCUUACGUGACUACCGGUACAUUCUCUCUACAUAUCUAAAUCUGAGCAGGCUUCAGAACGGCAAAAUGAUUAUGUCAAUUAAAAAUUCGUUUAACCCUAGGACUGUCUAGAUGUAUUGUUGCAGUAUCUUGCACAAAAAAAUGAUUGUUGAACGUGUAUUGUAAUUCGUAAGAUGCUCAGAAUUAUACAAACUUUCCAGUACAUAAAAAAACAUGUAUGUUGUAUAAAAUAUCUUAAAAAAAUUUUAUAUACCUGCUGAAAUUAAAAUACAACUUUUAUUCACUGUUUUAUAAUAAAUAUAUGAAACAUUUA
Odontomachus brunneus is the source of this 5175-nucleotide messenger RNA. Its product is annotated as protein FAM117B-like. The record is from RefSeq and is a predicted model, not a curated record. NCBI's taxonomy places the organism in Eukaryota, Metazoa, Arthropoda, Insecta, Hymenoptera, Formicidae. The coding region runs from base 514 to 1836 and encodes 440 amino acids. The transcript is spliced from 9 exons.